AUGCCUCUCCUUUCUCUGCCGAAUGAAUUGCUCUUCGAGAUAGCCGCAAGACUCCAAAAUCAGAAAGACAUCAACAGCCUCACAACCACAUGCUGCCAAGCUUAUUCACUACUCAACGGCUACCUGUACAAAUACAACAUACAACAUGGCAAUAGUUCCGCGCUCCUAUGGGCUUUGCAGCGCGGGAGUGUAUCAACAGCCAAAAAAUGCCUGCAAAUGGGUGCAGACCUGGAAGCCGACGUCGCCGGGAGCGACACGCCACCGUUAACCGCCACGAGCUACCGAGAGCCAGACGUCGUACGCUUUCUACUCGAAUCCGGAGCCAACCCCAAUCGACCAGACAUGCUUGGCAACACUCCGUUGAUCGUGGCAUCCCGAGCGGGCGACGAAGCGACGGUGCGCGCACUCCAGGGCGCCAUCAUUGCGGCCGCCGAGUCCGGCCACGCCGCCAUUUGUGAUCUCCUCCUCCCCAAGAUGCAUGGUCUGCAGGACGGGGCCAUCGAUGCCCUGACCGCAAUAAUCCACGCGAUACACCUGCGCCACUCGGCUGUUGUCAAAACGUUUCUGGCGUACGGCGUCGAUCCCAACGGCCGGACCAGAGACCACGAGAGUCCUCUCCUCGAAGCCAUGAAACACUGUCAGACGCCCGCAUCGGCGGAAACAAUCACGCAUCUGCUGGAUGCGAUGGCCGUCCUGGACUCGCCAGACCCCGGGUACAUGACGCCUCUGAUGUACGCGGCAUUGUUGGCAAAUGAAGAAGGAGCCCAGAUCCUCCUCGACCGCGGAGCGGACGUGAACGCCCGCGACGACCAGUUGGCUACUCCGUUGGAAUGGGCUGUCUGA
This is a messenger RNA of Aspergillus terreus NIH2624, 843 nucleotides long. RefSeq names its product ankyrin repeat domain-containing protein. Lineage: Eukaryota; Fungi; Ascomycota; Eurotiomycetes; Eurotiales; Aspergillaceae. The record is from RefSeq and is a predicted model, not a curated record. The transcript has 2 exons. Bases 1 to 843 code for a protein of 280 amino acids. Gene Ontology annotation, molecular function: protein binding.